UCUAUGGCAUGGCUGAUAUAAAAGAAUAUACACGUUUGCUGGUUGUGAGUUGCUGGAGAAGCAGACACAGCACAAGCGAUUGGAAGCAGCAGAGAAGACAUCACAGCCAACUGUUCCCAGAUCACAGAAGAACUUGCGACAUGCAGAGGAAGGUGAAAGGCCCACACGCCCGCAAGAAGAAGCCACAAAGCACCGUCCACCCAGGCUUCUUGGUCACUGCGCUCGUCUUGAUCGGCGUGGCGAUGGCAUGGGCGUGGCCUAACCUGUCUUGGCCGUGGGACUCCGUCGCUGCGGCACAAAGCACCGAGGCCACUGAUGAACUGACAAUGAAACUGGAAUUGAAGAACCUGGUGACACGUGUGGAUGAGCUUGAUGAAAGAACAGCAGUUAUUGACUACGUUGAGAAUGUGACCCGUAUGGUUGAAACACAAGCGGCAACCAUGCAGAAUCUGUCCACACUUACGGAGAAGAUUGACAGAGUAGCCAAAAUCGCGCAAGUUGAGGAUCUGACCACACUUGUGAGCAAGAUGGAUGCAGAGGAAACAAAAAUGAAGGAUCUGACGGAACGCGUGAACGCUCAACUGCAGGAUCUGACGGCACGUCUGAGCACUCUUGAAGAGAAAAAGGACCAAGUGACAGAUCUGACGGAACGCGUGAACGCUCAACUGCAGGAUCCGAUGGCACGUCUGAGCACUCUUGAAGAGAAAAAGGACCAAGUGACAGAUCUGACGUCACGUGUGAAGACUCUUGAAGGAAAUAAUGUGCAACUUGAGGAUCUGACCACACUUGGGACCAAGGUGGAUGCAGAGGAAACAAAACUGAAGGGUCUGACCACCCGUGUGACGACUCUGGAAAAAGCCCGUCAGGUGGCGUUCACAGCAAUGAUAAACGAUGAAGAGAAUAAAUUCAACAAGUUUGGGGAGACGGUGGUCUUCUCUAAUGUGAAGACCAACGUGGGUAACAACUAUAACAAGGCCACAGGCAUAUUCACAGCCCCCAUCAAGGGCCUCUACUUCUUCACCCUCACCUACCACACGCAUGGGGGAUCCAUUGACCUAUGUGUGUAUAAGAAUAAGGAGUGGAUGAGCCGUAUGCGUAACACUGAUAACAAAUAUCACGGAAGUGAGACCAACAGCUUGGUGAUGCAACUGGAGAAGGAAGACACCGUGUAUGUCGCUGUCUAUGCUGAACAUACCCUUCAUGACUACCAGUGUUGCCACCAUCAAAGCAUUUUCAGCGGCUACCUCAUUCAUCCCAUUGUAAACUAGAUGGAGGUGUGCACAUCCAUCCAUAUUAUCGAUACCAGGGCAGGGCAGUAUCAGUAUGGGGUGGAUGCUAGCAUGAUGAGAUGGCUAGAUGAGUUUUCUUAAUGUGUGUAAUCUACGUGUUUGGUAUCAUAGAUAUCGGCUGGUCUGAUCCAGUUGUGUCUACUGAUACUUGAAGCGCACACGUUAGGAUUGCUUUUUCAACAGCUGGCAUAGGCCGAUGACACUUACCGCAUACGCUAACGUUUAUUAUUUGCGUGUACUUCUACCUACCUAACCCCUAGAAAGGGACUGUUUGCAAGCGUCGCUAGAGGGCGCUAACUAUGAAAGUAACUAGACUGUAUUUUACUGGUGACAUGCUAGCUGUGGGAGUUUCAAACAGUCCCUUUAAAUGUUGGAUGUAUUUCUACAUCAAAGUGGAAAUUUGGUUUGCAUUGUCAAUUCAUUCCAGAAGGUCCCAACAGUCAACGUUUUUGCUGAUGACAUAGACGGCCGACGUAGCUGACAUCCCCGGUUGCCAUUCUGUUAGCAAGCUCGCGAUGCUAACGGGGAUGUUUUGUGAUCAAGUGUGCCAUAUUGCACGCAAGCCAAGGCUAAAUUUCGGAUGUAACACGCUAACUGACGUUCUGCUUUUUGUCUUUGAUGAGAAUGUUUAUAUGCUACAGGAUGUUUGGAUUUCCUUCAAUAAAGUUUAGCAAGUUAGGAAAGAGUGGUGAGUCAAUG
Molecule: messenger RNA, 1988 nt
Organism: Dunckerocampus dactyliophorus (ringed pipefish)
Lineage: Eukaryota; Metazoa; Chordata; Actinopteri; Syngnathiformes; Syngnathidae
Exons: 13
Coding region: 9-1268 (419 amino acids)
Molecular function (GO): protein binding
Source: RefSeq, a predicted model, not a curated record